AUGGUGAAGUUCAUGCAGAGACUCGCCAGUGCUAGAAGCAUAUCAUCCAUUCCCUGUUUCUACAAGCCGCGGGUCUCUUACAAGCAGCCUGCAAUAUCUGCUACAUCGUGCCAUCACUUAUCCACCAGUCCACCAGCACACCGCGAGGAUUUCUUCCGAAAUACAUCAAGACGAUGGAUAUUCAACGAGACCGACCGUUUGAGCGAAAGAUACGUCAAGUUCCGACCAACAGAACUCCAACGGAUCGCCGGCGAAGCAGUACAACAAGAGUAUUGCCCUGAUAUUGCUAAGCUUGCAGAGGGUGGCUUCAACAAAGUGUUCCUUCUGCGAGCAAAGAAUGGCCGUGAAGUGAUUGCGCGAAUUCCCACUCCCAUUGCCGGGCCUCCUCAUUACACGACUGCCAGUGAAGUGGCUACGAUGGACUUUUUGCGAGAUGUCCUCAAACUACCGGUACCAGAGGUCUUGGAAUAUUCAGCAUCUUCGGACAAUCCCGUGGGCGCAGAGUAUAUUCUCAUGGAGUGUGUGGAAGGGGAGAGUCUUUCCUCACGGUGGUUAUCUCUCACGACCGACGAGGUGAAAGACAUUAUGGAACAAAUAGCAGAUAUGGAGAGGAAGAUUUUUGACUUCCAUUUCCCCGCGUAUGGAAGCUUAUAUCACAAAAAGGACCUUGACGGUGAGACCCAGAUCUCACUCGUGGAAGAUUUUUGUAUUGGACCUGUGUCUGCCCGGCAGCUUUGGCAUGGUGAACGACGCAGAACAGAAAUUGACCGUGGGCCUUGGCUCUCACCCGUGGACUGCGUUACCUCUGCGGCUCGUCGAGAGAUGGCUGUUAUUCAGCAUCACGCCAAAGCUCAGCCUCGCCAGAUAUUCCUCCUGCCGACUAACUACGACAUCCAUCCGUGUGAGUACACCUCGUUACUUUCGCAAUUCCUACAGUUGGCGCCUCAUAUAACACCACCACCAGGUUCUUACAGCGCUCCCACACUGAGACAUCCUGACUUGAGUCUGAGUAACAUCAUAUUGGCACCUGGGUCAAGCAAAAUCAGUAGUAUCAUUGAUUGGCAGGAUGCUGUGAUAUUCCCCCGCUUCAUGCAAGCCGGUUAUCCCGCAUUUUGA
Messenger RNA from Aspergillus terreus NIH2624, 1116 nucleotides. RefSeq names its product aminoglycoside phosphotransferase family protein. Gene Ontology annotation, cellular component: mitochondrion. The transcript is spliced from 3 exons. NCBI's taxonomy places the organism in Eukaryota, Fungi, Ascomycota, Eurotiomycetes, Eurotiales, Aspergillaceae. The record is from RefSeq and is a predicted model, not a curated record. Bases 1 to 1116 code for a protein of 371 amino acids.